This is a messenger RNA of Neomonachus schauinslandi (Hawaiian monk seal), 1074 nucleotides long. It is a transcript of the gene CSNK2B, whose product is annotated as casein kinase 2 beta. Gene Ontology annotation, cellular component: cytoplasm; protein kinase CK2 complex. The record is from RefSeq and is a predicted model, not a curated record. Gene Ontology annotation, molecular function: protein kinase regulator activity. The coding region runs from base 287 to 934 and encodes 215 amino acids. The transcript is spliced from 7 exons. Lineage: Eukaryota; Metazoa; Chordata; Mammalia; Carnivora; Phocidae.
CCAGGGUCGUUCGUGAGUCGUCCUGGGAUUCGUAGUUCGCCUUUCCCUCGCUUCGCCAGUUUCUCUUUACCGGGGACUCCAUUUCCCGGCGUUCACUGCGGCGCUCGACCCUUGGCGUUUGCGCGUUGCCCUCUCCCCACCCUCCCCAAUUUCCACUCCCCCCCCACCCGACUUCGCCUGCCGCGGUCGGGUCCGCGGCCUGCGCUGUAGCCGUCGCGGUUCUUUGGAAGCAGCAACUCCCCUCCCCCACCCUGUUCCCGGUCCCCGUCCAGCCGCUGACGUGAAGAUGAGCAGCUCAGAGGAGGUGUCCUGGAUUUCCUGGUUCUGUGGGCUCCGUGGCAAUGAAUUCUUCUGUGAAGUGGAUGAAGACUACAUCCAGGACAAAUUCAAUCUCACUGGACUCAAUGAGCAGGUUCCUCACUAUCGACAAGCUCUAGACAUGAUCUUGGACCUGGAGCCUGAUGAAGAGCUGGAAGACAACCCCAACCAGAGCGACCUGAUUGAGCAGGCAGCCGAGAUGCUUUAUGGAUUGAUCCACGCCCGCUAUAUCCUCACCAACCGUGGCAUCGCCCAGAUGUUGGAAAAGUACCAGCAGGGAGACUUUGGCUACUGUCCCCGUGUGUACUGUGAGAACCAGCCAAUGCUUCCCAUCGGCCUUUCGGACAUCCCAGGUGAGGCCAUGGUGAAGCUCUACUGCCCCAAGUGCAUGGACGUGUACACACCCAAGUCAUCGAGGCACCAUCACACGGACGGCGCCUACUUCGGCACCGGUUUCCCUCACAUGCUCUUCAUGGUGCACCCCGAGUACCGGCCCAAGCGGCCCGCCAACCAGUUUGUGCCCAGGCUCUACGGUUUCAAGAUCCAUCCAAUGGCCUACCAGCUGCAGCUCCAAGCCGCCAGCAACUUCAAGAGCCCAGUCAAGACGAUCCGCUGAUUCCCCAUCCCACUUGGCCCUCAGUCUUUGACACCUCUGAUCCUUUGCUGCCACCCUUUCAAGAACCCUCUAUGGUUUUUAGUUUAAAUUAAAGGAGUCAUUAUUGUGGUGGGAAUAUGAAAUAAAGUGGAAGAAAAGGC